AUGACCAAAAGAACAUCAUCAUCAUCAACAGAAUCUCCUUCCAAACGAACUGCCAACGACGGUCUCGCAACCAACAACGACACCAUGCAACAACAAAAUGGAAGUCACGAAAAGACAGCAACAGUAACAAGGAAAACAGCAGAAACUGAUAUCAGCAUAACGCUCACUCUACAUCAAUGGGACAAUCAAGUCAUUGAUGUUGAUACCGGCAUUGGGUUCUUGGACCAUAUGCUCCACGCCCUAGCCAAACACGCCCGCUGGUCCCUAUCCAUCAAAUGCAAAGGCGACCUCCACAUUGACGACCAUCAUUCCGCUGAAGACGUCUCCCUGGCACUCGGCACGGCAUUCAAACAAGCACUAGGCGAACCACGUGGGAUAAAGAGAUUCGGUUAUGCUUAUGCUCCUCUUGAUGAAGCACUCUCACGAGCAGUAGUCGACAUAUCAGGCCGUCCCCACGCAUGCAUAGAUCUCGGACUCAAGCGCGAAAAGAUUGGAGCGCUGUCGUGUGAGAUGAUACCGCAUGUUUUUGAAUCGUUUGCUCAGAAUGCCGGGAUUACGUUGCAUGUGGAUUGUUUGAAGGGGUUUAAUGAUCAUCAUAGGUCAGAAUCAGCAUUCAAAGCUCUGGCUGUCGCGUUGAGAGAAGCUACGUCUUCAACUGGUGCUAAUGAUGUGCCUAGUACGAAGGGUACUUUGAAUACAUAG
This is a messenger RNA of Synchytrium microbalum, 702 nucleotides long. It is a transcript of the gene HIS3, whose product is annotated as imidazoleglycerol-phosphate dehydratase. Lineage: Eukaryota; Fungi; Chytridiomycota; Chytridiomycetes; Synchytriales; Synchytriaceae. Bases 1 to 702 code for a protein of 233 amino acids. The record is from RefSeq and is a predicted model, not a curated record. Gene Ontology annotation, molecular function: imidazoleglycerol-phosphate dehydratase activity. Gene Ontology annotation, biological process: L-histidine biosynthetic process. The transcript is spliced from 4 exons.